This is a messenger RNA of Fundulus heteroclitus (mummichog), 759 nucleotides long. Its product is annotated as rab effector MyRIP-like. The record is from RefSeq and is a predicted model, not a curated record. The transcript is spliced from 4 exons. Gene Ontology annotation, biological process: intracellular protein transport. NCBI's taxonomy places the organism in Eukaryota, Metazoa, Chordata, Actinopteri, Cyprinodontiformes, Fundulidae. Gene Ontology annotation, cellular component: cortical actin cytoskeleton. The coding region runs from base 364 to 759 and encodes 131 amino acids. Gene Ontology annotation, molecular function: myosin binding; actin binding; small GTPase binding.
UCCUUCCUUCUCUUAAUACAAACCCCGUGAUCAUCCAUUCACCGGUGCCUGGCGUUCGCGGCUUUAAGCGGGGAGGGGAACUAUAAGCCGAGCCGGAGCCAGAGAGAGAGAGAGGUGGGAAAAGUAGCCGGGAGGCAGGCUGGCAGACAGACAGGUGUCGCGGAAGUUUACGCUCGCCGCGCGGCGCAUCCCUCCGCGUCUCUCGGUCAGUAUCUGGAACAAGGAGGCUGCGACUGGCGGUCAUCGGGCUCCCGCUGAUCCCGUGGUUGUCCCAGCCUCGGCCCCCGGAGCACCGACACCUGCGACUCUUCUGCUCCUCCUCUCUUUGACCAGCGGCAGCUCAGAGUGGCAAGGCCGGGGACCAUGGGACGCAAGCUGGACCUGUCGGGCCUAACAGACGACGAGGCAGAGCACGUGCUGAAAGUGGUUCAGCGUGACAUGAAGCUGCGAAAGAAGGAGGAGGAGAGGCUGAGUGAAAUGAAGCAGGAGCUCGCAGAGGAAGGCAGCAGAUGCUCCAUCCUUUCCAAGCAGCAGCGUUUCAACGAGCACUGCUGCAUCCGCUGCUGCUCGCCCUUCACCUUCCUGUUCAACCCCAGACGUCAGUGCCUGGACUGCCAGUACAACGUGUGCAAGACCUGCUGCACCUACAGCAAGAGGGACAGAGGCUGGCUGUGCUCAGCGUGCCAGAAGGGCAGCGCUCGCAGAGGCACGGCCAUGCUGCUCGCAACUGUGAACCAUCAAGGGAAAGCAGAUUUGUAA